Symbiodinium pilosum is the source of this 309-nucleotide messenger RNA. NCBI's taxonomy places the organism in Eukaryota, Dinophyceae, Suessiales, Symbiodiniaceae. The record is from the annotation of a GenBank genome assembly.
GUCCAGCAGGAGGUGGUCGAGGAAGAGCAGGCCUUGGCAGCCAAGAAGUCUGAGCUCCAGCGCAUGGAGAAGGAGGCCCGGGCCAUGGAGGAGCGCGCCGACCUUGCCGAGCGCAAGGCGCAGGAGAAGGAGGCGCAUCUGCAAGCCAAGAUUCGCGCUGCGAACCUCAUGGAGAGACGCGGCAAGACGGCGCUUCAGCGUCAAGCAGAGCACCAGGCCGCUAAGCUCCGCAAGAUGAUCGCCGACGAGAAGGCCAUGGAGAAGGAGCAGGUGGCGGAGUUGGAGGCGGAGAUCCGCAAGGUGCAGCAG